This is a messenger RNA of Peronospora matthiolae, 750 nucleotides long. The record is from the annotation of a GenBank genome assembly. NCBI's taxonomy places the organism in Eukaryota, Oomycota, Peronosporomycetes, Peronosporales, Peronosporaceae.
AUGCGCAAGCGAGAUCAAACGCGGCUGCUUCUUAGUCUGCGCGUGCCCAAGAACCUGGCGCCCCAAGUUCCGCAUCCGCUCAAGCAGCUCGCGCAUAACCAUCGCAAAGACUCACCACCGCUUGUGGACGCGGAAUGUCAGAAGCGCUGGAUUGUGAAAUUUAUAUUGGGUCACGAGAACCCUCGUCGCGAAACGACAUCGUCGCGACUCCAUGCGCGCGCAAGUAUCUUGUACGUUGGCUCGGGUAUUCACCCGAGCAGGAUACUUGGGGACCGCGCUCUUCGCUUCUUCGAGACGUUCCAGACGUCGUUUGGGCAUACGCAUCCGUGCAUACGCUUGAUUCAAAUUUGGUUCGACUACCGGAGUGUUCUCGCGGUGAGCGAGAACGAGAAAGACGUCGACGGUGUCGUGAGCGACGACGAGAACGUUGUGGUGAACGUGUAUCACCACGACCACGCGAACGAGAACGUCGUGGUGAACGUGUAUCACCACGACCAAGCGAACGAGAACGUUGUGGUGAACGUGUAUCACCACGACCACGCGAACGAGAACGUCGUGGUGAACGUGUAUCACCACGACCAAGCGAACGAGAACGUUGUGGUGAACGUGUAUCACCACGACCACGCGAACGAGAACGUCGUGGUGAACGUGUAUCACCACGACCACGCGAACGAGAACGUCGUGGCGAGCGUGUGGCACCGCGUCCCCGAGAACGCUGAUGGUGUCAACAUCUUAAAGCACCACGAUUAA